This is a messenger RNA of Chlamydomonas reinhardtii, 1886 nucleotides long. RefSeq lists its product as uncharacterized. NCBI's taxonomy places the organism in Eukaryota, Viridiplantae, Chlorophyta, Chlorophyceae, Chlamydomonadales, Chlamydomonadaceae. Gene Ontology annotation, molecular function: protein binding. The coding region runs from base 136 to 768 and encodes 210 amino acids. The record is from RefSeq and is a predicted model, not a curated record. The transcript has 2 exons.
UUUAGAACAACAGCCUUUUCGUGGACGAAGCGUAAUCCAUUGGUCCUUGUCGGAAGAACUCCUCCUGCACCUUUUUUGCCGCACGGUCGCAUUGCGUAGUGCCUCUUCAAGCUUGAUUUCACCAGCAAUUGCAAAAUGGCCCUGCUGGCAGCGGGUCGCAGGCUGCCUCUAGUGCGGGACCUCUCGGCGCUUGCCAUCAUCACGAGGCGGGAAGCCGGGACUGGCAGCUCAUGGCUCACCUCCGCGCUGAUGAGCACCUCUAGCAGCUCCAGCGGCGGCAGCGCCAGCGCCAGCGGGGGAGCGGACGCGCCUGACGCGGCCAAGACGCCCGCUGCGAGCCCCGAUGCCGAUGGCGACAAGCAGCCCGUGGCCACCGCACCCGCGACGGUUCCGGAGUCCGCCAGCUCCUCUCCUGCCACCCGCGACGACGAGGGGGACUGGACGGAGGUGGUGCACGCCUCGGGCCAGGUGUAUUACUGGAAUCAGCGGACCGGCGAGACCACGGAGCUGGGGCAACCCAAGCCAGGAGGCCGCGGCGGCGGCAGCGGCGGGGGCGAGGGCGGCGGCGCGGGAGCGGGAGCGGGACCGGGAGCUGGCGCCGGGGGCUCGGAGGGCUCUGGGGCGGGCGGCGGCGCAGGUGCGGGCGGCGGCGCGGGUGUGCACGCCGACCCCCGUGCGGAGGCGCCGCUGGAGGACCGGACGGGCACAUAUGCGGCGGUGGGCAUCGUCGUGGGCGCCUUCCUGGGCUGGGUGUCGCAGUUUGUGUAGUCAAGGACUUGUGUUGCGGGUCGCUAGCAGGGUACAUUCAGUUCGUAUGAAGAACGCGUUGCGAGCGAGCGCGCCGCGUGUUAUCAAAAUAGCAAGGACAUGACAGCAAGGGGAUAUAAGCAGGGCGUGAAGAGGAGAGGGAGGCAGUACCGAAGUAGGCAGGCUGGGGAAUGGACAGGGGGCAUCUUUGCGGAGGCCCUCGGUAUCGGGAAGUGAUGGGCUUAUGGUGCCGGAUGCUGGUGUGGACAUGGCUGCCUCAAGGCGGGAGGGCGAAGGCAGGCAGGGCCGAGGAACGGGCCGAGGACCAGGUCGCCAGCCGAGCGCGAAGAUAGAUUGCGGGGUACUGUGUCGGUGUAGCGCGCAUUUUACAAUGUAGAUGAAGACACAGCACAUAGGACGUGGCGAUGGCACUCAGCUACCGGUAUUCUCUGGACGCUAGUAUCAGCGGCGUACACGGCGUCAGUGCGUACAUGUUCCGUAUGUCUUGCAGGCCACAUUGGGCCCAGUGGUGCAAGCUCCCGUAAGCUGCGUUGGCGGCGUACACAGGGGCAAGAAGAGCGCGGUGCCCCUGACGCGUAGGCGGUAGGGACAGGGCAGCUGUGCUAAGAAAGGGCUGCGCACACACGCCCGCUGCGUGGCGACGCGGGGGUUGGUGUAACACGUACAGACACGACAGGUAGGGGCGAUGCUUGUUGGAACCCUCUCCCGCUGUCCCGCUCCUGUGUGGCGCAUGGAUGGGCGUCGCAGGGGGCUCUGCGCGGGCUUUUUCACCGCGUGUGCUUUGCGGUCCUGCCUGUCUUGCGGGGGCAUCAAGUGGGAGCGAUGGAGCGGACGCGGACUCUUGGGGAGAACCGCCAAGCCACGGCAAGCCUCUAGUCUGUGUUUCAGUUGGCUAAACGUCAAAGCGAUUCAGGCGUUGAGGCGUGUAGCAGACCCUGCAAGGAGGGCGGCCGCCGACCCACGCGGUGACGUCGUGCGCCCGCCCCCCCCAUUGCGACCCACGGGGCGCUAGAGGCGGAGGGCCAAGACCCGCCCGGCCCUUUGGUCGCUACGGGCUUUCUCUUGUUUUUCCCUGCUCUUGUCGUAACCAUUUUGCACCAUUGUAAUCUUACCCAUUG